AUGCCCGCCCAGCAGAUAUUCUCCGCCAAAGCCCUUGUUGGCGUUUGGAAAAACCUCCGGAACACGCGCGAUAAGAACGACUUCUACCUGACGCUUCAGUACCACCAAGAUGACGUACGAUCAAAGGGCAAGAAGUAUGGCAAGACCAACGUAAUCGAAACAACCUCAGAGCUCGACGAUGGGAAGACUGUGGAUGUGGGCGGGAAGAGCAUCAGCUUCGUCGUGCCAUGGCGGAGCAUGCAGGCGCAGAGACGCGAGCUGCGCGAGAAGGAGAAGGAGCUCGCCGAAGCCUUAGUCAUGCUCGCGGGCGAGGUCUCAUUCACUGAUCUGUCUCCGACACUACAAGCCUCCCUCACGCAGAACCCGCUUGUCCAAAUCCGGCACCUGGCUGCUGGCAUCAGUCGCCAGAUGUCAAAGGUGGAGCUGCAGAUGGCAGACAACGCGCCCUUCUCGCUUGGAAAGAACCUCUAUACUGGCGGAGAGAUAGCGCGCAAGUUUCUUCCAGCUAUCCAGAUCCUCUUCGACCAGCGCCCAGUACCACAGCGUAUGAUCUUUGAAUUGCUCAUGGAGCUCAAGGAUCUCGUCUACAUGGGCAUGUCAGACUGCAACAAGGAAGUCCUCGAAUGGGAGAUUGAUGGCCCAGCUAUCGGUGCUCUCGAAGAGAUGGACGACGCGUUCGCGAGAGCUGUCACCCCAGUUGUCUCAGAUGUGGAAGCUGAACGGCCUCAGACCGCUGGGUUAGACCCUGCACAGAAGAAGCUAGCACGUCGAAAGGCGUCGUCUCUGUCUUCAAUCACCCUGUUAAAGCCACAGCAGCCGUUCCUCACCGCCUCGACCGACGAGCUGCUCUACACUCUGGAGUCGCUAGAAACGACUGCCCUGGCACUCACCCACCUGCCUGUUCCAAUACCCGACUUCUGCGCGCAUUCCAUCAUCACCCUGCGACGACUCUCGCCUCGCCAGACACUGAUGGAGUUUUCCACCAGUAAAAAGCGAAGAGCUGGUCGAUGCGCAGAGUAUGCUCGUUGUAUGAAGUGGGCAAGCACCAGCUGGCGACAGGGCGGUGGGUGCAGACGCGGCUGUAAGAAUGAAGACGAAGAUCCCGAGAACCUCCCGAGCUGGCACAGAAGCAGCCGCUGGUUUGACGGAAAUGGCGACGGAACGCACAUGGUUGGCGGUGGCAGACCAGAGGAGCUUGAAGCCAUCAAAGAUACCUGA
This is a messenger RNA of Boeremia exigua, 1218 nucleotides long. RefSeq lists its product as uncharacterized. NCBI's taxonomy places the organism in Eukaryota, Fungi, Ascomycota, Dothideomycetes, Pleosporales, Didymellaceae. The record is from RefSeq and is a predicted model, not a curated record. Bases 1 to 1218 code for a protein of 405 amino acids. The transcript is spliced from 3 exons.